Molecule: messenger RNA, 5149 nt
Organism: Pelobates fuscus (common spadefoot toad)
Lineage: Eukaryota; Metazoa; Chordata; Amphibia; Anura; Pelobatidae
Gene: DENND2A
Product: DENN domain containing 2A
Exons: 20
Coding region: 323-3520 (1065 amino acids)
Biological process (GO): retrograde transport, endosome to Golgi
Cellular component (GO): actin cytoskeleton
Source: RefSeq, a predicted model, not a curated record
CCUAUUAUCAGCAGGGAAAUAGAGAGCGCAGGAUGUUUGGAGGAGGGGAGACAGCCGGGGAAGUGUAGAGAUUUUGCAAACUUGCUGCAUUUUUUGGGACUGAGAAAAAGAAGAAUUUAAAAACUUUGCAAUUUAUUCUCUUUUUUUUUUAGGGGAUUUGGAAGUUUAACAAAAGAGGGGAGGGAGAGGUCCAAGAAUCCAGAUGCUGGCUGUUCUAAUAGCAGUCUCAUUCUCAAGUUACACAAGAUGAGGGAGGUAGAGAAUGGAGCUGCUCCCUGGAUUUUGAGAGAGGGGAGCAGGAGACACGUCAAAUGCUGACACAAUGACUGUGAGACGGACGGCAGAGGGGAGCAGGAAUAAAGGGCAUUGUCUGCAUCACUCUAGCCACAGGGUAAAACUUGAAAUUAAAGAGAACUUUGUGGCUACAAGAAAUUGUGAUCUGUUUCAGGUUAAUUCUCCUAUAAACAAACUACCUGAACUUUUCCCUGCACUGCAUAAUCAACUUUCCUCCCAGAAGAAAGGCCCCCUUACAAGUUUGGAGAACGUGCCAGAAAAAGAAGAUACAAAAGGCCUACAACAGAACAUGCUCAGCCGCAAAAUGCUCAUUAGUGAUCCAGUUGUUGACCUUAAUGUAAAGGAACAAGGUCAUUUACUCAAGAAACAGCCUGGCAGCACCCAGAUUUCUGAAUUUCCCCAGAAAAUCAAGCUUAAAAAAACCUCAAGCAUCAAGGAUAAGAUUUCAGAGUGGGAAGGAAAAAGGGAGACACAGUCGCCUGUUCUCGGCAGGAAGGAACCUCUACAGGUCAAGCGACAGGACUCAUUUGGACUUGGUGUUGGAGAUACAGUUGUUGGAGAUGGAAAGGUUCAGCAAAAAGGAAGUAUUAAAAGAAUGUUCAGCUGGGAAGGUGAAAGCAAAGAAAUUGAGAAGAGAGAGCUUUCAAGGCUGGAAAAAAAAACAGAGAAAGAGACAGAACCAAGUAGAGAGAGACUUCAAGAACCACUUUCAACUAAUAAGAAGGACCAGGCGAUGGUUUUGAGUCAGGUUAAAAAAUUUGAAAAGUCUUCGAAAGAAAGUUCAGUAGAAAUGCAGCCACAGUUACCAGGAACCUAUUAUUCUCCACAGUGUCUGGAAACAGAAGGACUAGAGAGCAGAGUGGGGUCCAAGUUAAAAAGGGGUUCAGACUCUGAAAACUGUGAACCCAUCUUUGGAUCAGUGGGAGAGGGGAGAAGUUCUAGAAGGACAAGCAAUGCCGAAAAUGUGUAUACAGAACCUGGGGCCCCAGAGAAGAAGCUGUCCAUUAACCCAUUGCCCAAACCUAGAAGGACUUUCCGGCAUGAAGGGGAAGGAGAGGUGGUUUUACGGAGGACAGGUGGCCUCCGUAAAGUCAGCCGGGAUUUGCCUCCCCUUCCUUAUAUUGCUCCUCCUCCUCUCCCCUCCUCUCCACCACCUGGAGCUGUAAGCAGACAGCUUUGGAACAGCAAACACAAAAAUAACGGUGACCACAGGAAGUCGUAUGAAUUUGAGGACCUGCUACAGUCUUCUGAGAAUGGUAGAGUGGAUUGGUAUGCUCAGACCAGGCUAGCACGCACUUUAUCAGAAGAAAAUGUAUAUGAAGACAUCCUAGAUACUAAUUGCAAAGAAAACCCUUAUGAAGAUAUUGAGACAGACAAUCGGUGUCUUGGAAAAAAGUGUGCUCCCGUUUUUCCUGGUGUAAAUUCCCCUAUUCCUGGAACUCCCACCAAGGUAUCCCAAAAGUCUCCUUUCUUCAGACAGAAUUCUGAACGCCGCAGCUUUAAACUUUUGGAUUUGCGGAAACUGGGACGAGACGGAGUAGCCUCUCCUAGUAAACUUAGCCCCCCUUCCUCUCCAAGUAGCCCUGAUGAUUCUUUUUUUGGUACAGGAGACCCACAGAAUGGACGUAAGAGGAGAAAAAUCCCUAGGCUUGUCAUGAAAAUAAAUGCAAUUUUUGAAGCAAGGCGAGGGAAAAAAAGAGUGAAGAGACUAUCCCAAUCUACAGAGAAUAAUUCCGGGAGAGUUACAGAUGAUAACAGUGAGUCUGACAGUGAUACAGAGGAGAAACUGAGAGCUCACAGCCGGAGGUUGGUCCAUGUCAAGUCCCGAAUGAGCCUAACACCGAGGUACCACACUCUGGAGCGAGAUCUGAUUGAGUACCAGGAACGUCAGUUGUUUGAAUAUUUUGUAGUAGUGUCUCUUCAUAAAAAGCCGUCUGGAAGUGUGUAUAUUCCUGAGGUCACUCAGCAGUUCCCUUUGAAGUUGGAGCGAUCAUUUAAAUUCAUGAGAGAAGCUGAGGACCAGCUCAAAGCUAUCCCACAGUUCUGUUUCCCUGAUGCAAAGGAUUGGGCUCCUGUAAACCAGUUUGUAAGUGAAACAUUCUCAUUCGUGUUGACUGGGGAAGACGGCAGCCGAAGAUUUGGUUACUGCAGACGACUUUUGCCUAGCGGGAAAGGAAAACGUCUUCCUGAAGUGUACUGUAUUGUGAGUCGCCUAGGAUGCUUCAACCUCUUCUCCAAGAUCCUGGAUGAAGUAGAAAAAAGGAGGGGAAUCUCACCUGCUCUGGUUCAGCCGUUCAUGAGGAGCAUCAUGGAAGCGCCGUUUCCAGCUCUGGGCAGGAAAAUCUCUGUCAAGAACUUCCUUCCAGGGUCGGGAACUGAGGUGAUUGAAUUGUGCAGACCCUUGGAUUCCCGACUGGAGCAUGUGGAUUUUGAAACACUGUUCUCCACACUCGGUGUUAGGCAUCUUAUUCAGAUAUUCGCCUCUCUUCUUCUUGAAAGAAGAGUUAUAUUCAUGGCCGACACUCUGAGUACCCUCUCCAAAUGUUGUCAUGCUAUGGUUGCGCUCAUCUACCCAUUUGCAUGGCAACACACCUACAUCCCUGUGUUGCCGCCAUCAAUGAUUGACAUUGUGUGCUCUCCCACUCCGUUUCUUAUUGGUUUACUCUCCAGCUCACUGCCACGUCUGAAGGAGCUACCCGUGGAGGAGGUUCUGCUGGUCGACCUUGUUAAUGACAAGUUUCUGAGACAGAUGGAUGAUGAAGACUCUAUACUUCCACGGAAGCUGCAAGCUGCUCUGGAGAAGAUCCUGGAGCAGAGAAAUGAACUGGCUAAUGAGAAGGAGCAGGGCUCAAUGAACAGUCAGCAAGAUACAAUCUCCCUGAAUGAAGUGGUAUCUGAGUCGUUUGUACGUUUUUUCGUGGAAGUCGUGGGUCACUAUUCUCUAUUCCUAGUGCCUGGAGAGCAAGAAGAACGGUCUCUUCUCAGAGAUGCUUUUCGAAAAUCUGUGUCUUCCAAAAGCCUACGCAGAUUCCUAGAAGUGUUCAUGGAGACACAGAUGUUUGGUGGAUUCAUUCAAGAGCGAGAAAUGCGAAAGCAGGGCACAAAAGGUCUGUUUGAGGUUCGAGCCCAGGAAUAUCUGGAGACACUUCCAUGUGGAGAACAGAGUGGUGUGAACAAAUUUCUCAACAGAAUAGGUAACAAAAUGCGAUUUCUACAUAAGAAGUAAAAUGAAAAGACUAAGAGAAAAGGACUAAGAGACCUUAUGGGUUUGUAUUAAUUUAUUAACAAGUUGUCUCCACUUGUAAUAACACAUUGUGAAAACUGCGCAGAUGACGAGGGAACCAGAAAGGAAGGAUUUUCUCUCUCUCAAAUCCAUGGAUCUGAUAGAACCCACUGCCCUGACUAUACCGAUAAAGAAGCACUUGUGAGGUUGUGUGCUCCUUUCUUCUGUAUCAUGCACUGGACAUUGGAUAAGCUCAUCAAUAACACAUUGACAGCAGUUUGUAUUUAGGCUAUUUUUUUUUUUUUAUAUUAUUUAUGUUAGGGCUAAAAAUAUAACUAAAUGGUGUUGAAGUUGGACUCUUUAUUUCAUUUUGGAAAAUUCAUGGGAUUGCAAACCACAUAUACAGGAAAAUGAUUUUGUGAAUAUGAUAUUACAGGACUCACCAAACUAAGGAUCAAUGGACAUUGCAACACUUACAUUGCAGGCACCUCUCCAGUAAACAAAAAAAUAUCUGUAUUUUAUGAGAAGAUGUAAACUGUGGAGCAUAGAUGCACAUCUUUGCUGCAUCCACUUCCUCCCUGCCAAUUGCUGUGUAGGACAAGGGAAACCAGGUCUGGAGAUUAAAUAUUUUUGGGAAUGGCAGACGCAAUGUCUGGUAAAUGUCUUUGGAAUUUAAAAAAAAAUCUAUAUAUUAAUACACUCUUAAAUGAAAGAGUACUGAAUAUGGCAACAAACAUCUUACUGUGUAUAUGUACAUAUGUAAUAGUCAAUAGUUACUGCAAGCUGUGAGAACUGGUAAUACUCAAUGUUAUAGUUUUAUAAGCUGAUUAACCCUGGCUCAACACAUUUCUGGUACUGAAAGGGUUAUGGCAUCAACAAUUCUACCAGCAUGGAUAGGCUACAACUAAUAUUCCAUCUUACAUUGUGCUCGGGCUACCCAAGGCCGCCUUUCGCUGUCACACUACCUGAAUUUCACAGGAUGUGUAUAUCACUGCAGUUGAGAUGUCUGAGCCUGUUUUUUAAGUAGGGUACAGAUAGCAAAGUAUAUGUCUGCCCGUUACAAAAAAUCAUCUGCUACUGGAACUUAAGUGGUUGACACGUGGGACCAGCUGACAUGGUGACUCGAGAAUUAUCCUAAAUUAUAAUUGUGGGACAGCAAGGGUUUCUGUUACCCGAUUGCAAUUUAUGGCCACUGGGGGGCACUACUGGUAUAGUUAAAAGGAGCUAAAUAAAAAGUUCUUGUCUAAGUUGUUAAUGGGAAAUUGUCAUCCUACAGCUAUAUUGCACUGCAACUUUCUCAGCUGCUGGCUGGCUGGAGAUUAAAAUGACUUGUAGCGCAAGAGCAGCUUGAGGGUUGCAGAUUUCCUAACCAGAUAUCAAUAGUGUGUGACAGUGCAUGCAAGGGUACCCUGGCUUUAGUUUACUAGAGUGCAUUGGACUAGUCAGCAUACUGAGAUAUCUGUUUAUGGUUAAUAAGGGCCACACUACAUUGAAUGUUGGAGAUCGCUCAGCUGCAUGCCUUACUGCCAUAAUUCGCUGGUGCUAUGGCAUAGCGUCACCAGCAAGUGAGUCUAGUCUAGAUGGGAAAUCAUCACAGAUUAUUUAUACUAAAAAUGCAUGAUUUUAACUAUU